Molecule: messenger RNA, 2280 nt
Organism: Erinaceus europaeus (western European hedgehog)
Lineage: Eukaryota; Metazoa; Chordata; Mammalia; Eulipotyphla; Erinaceidae
Gene: KCNG1
Product: potassium voltage-gated channel modifier subfamily G member 1
Exons: 4
Coding region: 254-1807 (517 amino acids)
Biological process (GO): potassium ion transmembrane transport; protein homooligomerization; regulation of delayed rectifier potassium channel activity
Cellular component (GO): membrane; voltage-gated potassium channel complex
Molecular function (GO): protein binding; delayed rectifier potassium channel activity
Source: RefSeq, a predicted model, not a curated record
GCGCGGACGUCCCGGGUGGCGUCCAGCCCGGUGGCUCGUCCUGCCCGGGACCCGCUGGCAGCCCGGGGACACCCGCAGCGGCCGGGCCAGCUCCGCACGGGACGCCGACCGGGAACUUGAGACCUGCUAUAACUCUGGAGAGCUCUGUUGCUAUCAUCCAAGAUUCACCAACCAAAUGUCUAUAAGGACCGAGAAGGAAGCCUACAUGAAUAAAACAGACCUUCUAGGCCCAAGAGGGAUGUGAAGGCCCAAAAUGACCCUCCUACCUGGAGACAAUUCUGAUUACGACUACAGCGCCCUGAGCUGUGCCUCGGACGCCUCCCUCCACCCGGCCUUCUUUCCGCAGAGCCAGUCCCUCAAGGGCGUCUUUUACCGCCGGGCACAGCGGCUGCGGCCACAGGACGAGCCUCGCAAGGGCGGGCAGCCAGAGGACCGGCGGCGCCGCAUCAUCAUCAACGUGGGCGGCAUCAAGUACUCGCUGCCGUGGACCACGCUGGAGGAGUUCCCACUCACACGGCUGGGCCAGCUCAAGACCUGCACCAACUUCGACGACAUCCUCAACGUGUGCGACGACUACGACGUCACCUGCAAUGAGUUCUUCUUCGAUCGCAACCCCGGGGCCUUCGGCACCAUCCUGACCUUCCUGCGCGCUGGCAAGCUGCGGCUGCUGCGGGAGAUGUGUGCGCUGUCCUUCCAGGAGGAGUUGCUGUACUGGGGCAUCGCCGAGGACCACCUGGACGGCUGCUGCAAGCGUCGCUACCUGCAGAAAAUCGAGGAGUUUGCAGAGAUGGUGGAGCAGGAGGAGGAGGAGGAGGAAGAGGAUGGGCUGGACAGCGAGGACCCAGAGAGUGAAGGCCCGGUGGCCGGAGAGGGCCGCUUGGGCCACUGCAUGCGGACCCUUCGUGACAUGGUGGAAAGGCCACACUCGGGGCUGCCUGGCAAGGUGUUCGCCUGCCUGUCGGUGCUUUUCGUCACCAUCACAGCUGUCAACCUGUCCAUCAGCACCUUGCCUAGCCUCAGGGAAGAAGAGGAGCAGGGCCAGUGCUCCCAGAUGUGCCACAACAUCUUCAUCGUGGAGUCGGUGUGUGUGGGCUGGUUCUCCCUGGAGUUCGUCCUGCGGCUCAUCCAGGCACCCAGCAAGUUCGCCUUCCUGCGGAGCCCGCUGACGCUGAUCGACAUGGUGGCCAUCCUGCCCUACUACAUCACGCUACUGGUGGACGGCACCGCCGGGGGCCGCCGCAAGCCCGGCGCCAGCAACAGCUACCUGGACAAGGUGGGGCUGGUGCUGCGGGUACUGCGGGCGCUGCGCAUCCUGUAUGUCAUGCGCCUGGCUCGCCACUCGCUGGGGCUGCAGACGCUGGGGCUCACUGCGCGCCGAUGCACCCGCGAGUUCGGGCUCUUGCUGCUCUUCCUCUGCGUGGCCAUCGCCCUCUUCGCCCCGCUGCUCUAUGUCAUCGAGAACGAGAUGGCUGAGAGCCCCGAGUUCACCAGCAUCCCGGCCUGCUACUGGUGGGCUGUCAUCACCAUGACAACUGUGGGCUACGGGGACAUGGUACCCAGGAGCACGCCAGGCCAGGUGGUGGCGCUCAGCAGCAUCCUCAGCGGCAUCCUCCUAAUGGCCUUUCCCGUGACCUCCAUCUUCCACACCUUCUCCCGCUCCUACCUGGAGCUCAAGCAGGAGCAGGAGCGGGCCAUGUUCCGCAGGACCCAGUUCCUCAUCAAAUCUAAGUCGCAGCUGAGCAACAUGUCCCAGGACAGUGAUAUCUUGUUUGGAAGUGCCUCUUCGGAUGCCAGGGACAACAACUGAGCCCAGAGGAUGUGCUCCACCAUCACCACAGCCGCUGCCAGGACACUCCCCCAUCCCCUCUGCCCUCUGCACCUUGAAGCUGCUGCUGUCACUGCAGAAGCCUCCUGUGGCAUGUGCUGCUUCCAGGCGGUGUGGCCCCGGCCUAGCACUCACCAUAUGGAAUGGAAGUGGGUGGGUGGAUAGGAUGGGACCCAGCCACAUCUGUCACCUAGCAGAGGAGACCCGGCCCCCCUGUGUCCAGAAGUGAAGUGGGAGCUGGUCAUGAGCUGUGAGGGGUCCCCUGCUCACCCCAGCCCCCCCACAUCUGUUUCUCUCCAUAAGGAGGUGGCUUCCUCUUCCCACCAUGUAAAUAAUACGCCCAGCAAAGGUUUACUUCAUGGGUAAGUCUCGAGAAAAACAAAUACAAAUAGAAGCAAAACAUGUCUGUCUGUAGUGUGGCUCAUAUGGGAUUAAAGAAAAGGCUAGGGAAAUAA